Molecule: messenger RNA, 1218 nt
Organism: Juglans regia (Persian walnut)
Lineage: Eukaryota; Viridiplantae; Streptophyta; Magnoliopsida; Fagales; Juglandaceae
Product: ervatamin-B-like
Exons: 2
Coding region: 98-1150 (350 amino acids)
Cellular component (GO): lysosome
Molecular function (GO): cysteine-type endopeptidase activity
Source: RefSeq, a predicted model, not a curated record
ACGUAGCAAAUUCAAACAUGGAGUUUUACUUUGUUUGAAGACUUUAUUUGCAGUUAUAAGCAUGUUGGACAUAAGUCCAUUUCCAAGCUAGCUCGCCAUGGAGACUCCUACUUCGGCAUUAAGAAGUGCGACCCUCAAACUUUUGAUUUUAUGGAUUCUAUGGAUGCCAUUAAGGGCAUGUUCUGAGAAGUACAGGCAACCAGUCGAUGAUGAUCCAAAAUCAGUGAGAGAGAGGUAUGAAAGCUGGGUGGAAAUGCAUGGCCGAAGAUACAGCAGUAAACAGGAAUGGGAAAUGCGCUUUGGAAUUUACCAAUUUAACGUCCAGUUCAUUGACAGCAUCAAUUCUCAGAAUUUGUCAUUCCAGCUCGUUGAUAAUAGAUUUGCAGAUAUGACAAACGAGGAGUUUAGAGCUAACUACUUGGGAUUUAGAGCCAUGCCCUUAUGGCAUCCAAAGAAAAAGACAAACUUCAGCUAUGACAAAAGUAUCGAUUUGCCAUCUAGCGUGGAUUGGAGAACGAAAGGCGCUGUUACUCCAAUUAAGGAUCAAGGCCAAUGUGGUAGUUGUUGGGCAUUCUCUUCAGUGGCAGCUGUGGAAGGUAUCAACAAAAUCAAAACAGGAAAGCUGAAAUCUCUAUCAGAACAAGAGCUUAUGGACUGUGAUUUCAACACCUGGAAUCAAGGCUGCGAUGGUGGAUACAUGGAGAAAGCAUUUGCAUUUAUACAAAAGAAUGGUGGACUCACCACAGAAGAAAACUACCCUUACAAAGGAUCACAUGGCACCUGCAAGAAAGCCAAAGAAAAAAAGGGUGCAGUGAAAAUAAGUGGCUAUGAGAAGGUACCUGCCAAUAAUGAGAAAAAACUGCAAGCAGCAGUUGCUCACCAACCAGUAUCUGUAGCUGUAGAUGCUUCUAGUCCGGAAUUUCAAUUCUAUUCUAAAGGUAUAUUUAGUGGCCACUGUGGAACUGAACUUGAUCAUGGAGUCGCAGCAGUUGGCUAUGGAGAAGAAGGUGGUAACAAGUACUGGCUGGUGAAGAAUUCAUGGGGCACUGGCUGGGGUGAAUCUGGUUAUAUAAAGUUGAGGCGUGAUCUAAAAAAUAAGCAUGGUACUUGCGGCAUUGCCAUGGAGGCUAGCUACCCUCUUAAGAAAUGAGCAAUCUUGUUUGUUAAAUUUGGCAUUUUGUGUAUGCAGAACAACAGGAAGUUAGCUUAUCAAGUUAA